AUUUUAUUUCGCAACCCACUUGCAGCAAAUUCUUCUAAGCGUGCAACAUAACGCGGUUAUCACUAUAGUAUGUACAUAUCAAGAAAUCGAUUACUCGGCUGCGCGCGCCGACCUAUCUUCGGUUAACAGUUGGAACAAGUUCACGCAAAUAUCGUCAGCUGGCCUUUUAACAUCACCAGGAAAACGACGUCACGAUGCCGGGGGCCAGACAUAAGAUACUUGGGCAUGUCCUAUCUGGCUUUUGCCAUAAGAUGAAUCGCCGUAAACCCAUAUACGGGGAUUCAUUGGAUACCCCGCUGAACCGAUGUCUUACUACCUUGGACAUCACUUUAUUGGGGAGAUCUCGAAGUGAUCAUUGUUCCCGGUGGCGAGUACCCACAAAAAGCGUGGGGCAUAUGGUUGGAGCAGGCAUUUACGUCUUGACUGGAACCGUUGCCCGUAGCAUGGCUGGACCAGCAACUGCUCUAAGUUUUCUUUUGGCUGGAAUAACAUCUACCUUGGCUGCUCUCUGCUAUGCUGAAUUCGGAACGAGAAUUCCGAGAGCUGGCAGCGCAUACGCCUACACGUAUGUCAGUAUCGGUGAAUUUUGGGCUUUCAUCAUAGGUUGGAACAUCGUAUUGGAAUAUAUGAUAGGAGCCGCAUCUGUGGCUAGAGCGUGGUCUGGCUAUCUUGAUGCCAUGCUGGACGGUGCGAUAAGCAACGCUACGAUUUCCAUAACAGGAGAAAUGCACGAAACUCUUUUGAGUAGAUAUCCAGACGUCUUAGCAUUUUUAAUAUGCAUCGUGGCAUCUUUAAUUUUAGCUGUUGGUGUUAAAACUUCAGCGUACAUAAACAACGGCCUCACAAUCUUGAACCUCUUGGUUAUAUCUCUUGUGAUAUUCCUCGGCUUCUAUUACGCUGACAUCAGUAAUUGGUCCCAGAAGAAUGGCGGCUUCAUGCCAUUUGGAGUUAGUGGCGUGUUAGCUGGAGCUGCUACUUGCUUUUAUGCAUUCGUGGGUUUUGACAGUAUAUCAGCUUCCAGUGAGGAAGCUAAAGACCCAUCCCGGUCGAUUCCUAUCGCUACCAUCCUGUCAAUGGCACUUGUUGCUUUUGGCUACAUUUUGGUUGCUCUCGCAUUGACAUUGAUGGUUCCGUUUAAUACAAUCAACCCCGAUGCCGCUUUACCAGCUGCUCUCGGUGCAGUUCACGCUGAUUGGGCUAAGUAUGCAGUUGCCGUGGGCGCGGUGUGCGGUAUGACCACGACUCUGUUGGGCUCCUUGUUUUCUUUGCCACGUUGUCUGUACGCCAUGUCCGCUGAUGGUCUCUUAUUCGGUUUCCUCAGUGACAUCAGCAACAAGUCACAGAUUCCUAUUGUUAACUUGAUUAUCUCUGGUUUGUCAUCGGCCUUGAUAGCAUUACUGUUUGAUCUGGAGAAGCUUGUGGAGUUUAUGUCGAUAGGAACUCUGUUAGCGUACACUAUUGUGAGUGCUGCAGUGAUCAUUCUUCGUUAUCGGCCUGUUCCUGCGGUGGACGACAAGAGUUUUGGAGUGCCACAACUGGAGUCUCCUGGUGAUAGGGAAGAUAGUUCUGCGACUGGUACUCCGGGUACUGAUGGUGGUUCUUCAUCCUCUGAGAUGUUUGAAGCUUUGACGGUUGGUCGUCUUCGGGCUCAAUACGCUUGGUUGGAGCCCCUGGCAGGCGGCCGGGCUCCUGGAGCUGCCGUUACGAGCUGCGUGUACACGUUUACUGCUGCCGCUGCAGCUCUGUGUGCGCACAACCACUUCUUAGCAGAACCGGCUGGACUGUGGGCUUUGCUGCCAGAUUUUGUCUUGAGUUUCAUUAUUGUUGCAUGUUUGGUGAUAAUUUGGGCACAUCAACAAAGUCCGACGCGGCUUCCUUUCCGUGUGCCAUGGGUUCCACUGCUACCGGCUCUAAGUGUCAUGCUCAACGUCGAGCUCAUGAUAAACCUUAACGCACUUACCUGGGCUCGAUUUGCUAUUUGGAUGACUUUUGGCCUUCUCCUUUACUUCUUGUACGGGAUCCACCAUAGCAAACUGGGCGAGGGCGUCACAGGACUUCUAUCGCGGUCAGCCAGUGGAGGAGGUCACAGUGGCGGAUGGGGCGCUGUUGAGAAGACCAGUGCUAUCGCUCGCCGCGUCGGGCGUUUCGCUCGCGGCAGCAAGGGCGACGACCGCAAACCGAUCAUUAGCGAUGACGACUUAUCCAGGCGUGAACCGUGAUUCUAAACUUCAAGUAUGUAUCUUUCCUAAUUUAAAAACAACGCGAUUUCUUAGUCUUGCCAGCUUAAAUAAGUAUUUCGUCAAUGUGUUGCCAUAUUGUGUCAAUAAUAAAUAAUCACUGUGACAGCAAAAUUGAUUGAAGUAACGAGCGCAUAUUAAUGUCUUAUUGUGCUUUCUAAUAAUUAUAUGAGUGUACUUUAUUAGGAUUUGGUUAUAGAUUUAUUCGAGUUUACUAAGCUAAGAGAGGAAAAGUACCUAAUGAUAGACUUUAUUCAAAAAUUCAUUGACAUAUAAUACAAAUUAUUAUGGACAUAGAACAUAGACUGUAUGUAGACCAUGCAAAGAAAAAUGUAAAAAAAAUAUAACUGAAGUACCUAUAAUAGUGUGAUCGUAUUAUAAAUUAUAAUCAAUAGUGUACAGAUGCCUAUAGAAUAGUGAACAAAUUGAAUCUCAAAAUUCAAACACCUGUUAAGUACCUGUUUACCAAAGAAUAAUAGAUUAUUUCAUUGCUCUUAUGUAUUCUAUGUAAUUAAUUUGUAAAUAGAUGUUGCUAUUCGUUUCUCAGGUGACAUGAAACGUUGUGUUGCAUUGCACAAGAAUAAAAAAGCACAAAGUACCAAUUUAAAUUUUUUAUUGUCAAACAAAAUUCAUUUCAUAGUGCCAUAUUGAUGUCAACUUAAACAUUACAGGGUCAAUUAAUGUAUAAAGGCAAAGUGCUGCGACAACACAAUUAUAUUGAAAUUGUCGAGAACAUUAUGGGCUUGCGUAGACGAGAGACUGUUUACCUGUUGCUGAGAGCAAUCUAUUGAGGACAAGGAAAAAGACCCACCGCGAACUAUACUGAAUCACUGGGUAAAUACAGCUGAAACUAGUCACUGAUCCGUAUCCAAAAUUGGGUCGAUCUAGGUUUUUGGCAUAAAUUUAAUCCAAAUAAUAUCCGUUUCAGCCUACAGUACCCUUAGUACGAGAGCCGGAUCGACUAAACCAACCAAUCAGAGCUCCGAAUGCGCUCUCGUUUCGAUUACUUUAAACGUAAAGCAAAUUGGACUAAGGGUACAGUCCUUUGUAAGAGUUAUUCGAUAAUGUUUAUAAGGGAUUUACAAAACCAUUUUACCCUAUAAACAGUCUCUCGUCUGCGCAGGUCUGAAUAGCUUUUUUACUUGUUUGAAUGUAUUACAAAAUGUGUGUAACGUUGUGUUAUGAGUGGUAAAUCAUUUUAUAAUUAUUUUAUUUUACACAAUGAGGUAAAGUGAGCUCUGCCUAAUCCUUCGGGGAAUACAAGGCAUGAUGGGUCUUCAUUGGAACACCAUGUCGUACGACUAAUCACGCAACCAACAGUUUUAUGGAGGGUAUCGGUGUCAACUUAGUUGCGCAACAAGUUGUCGGCGACAAAAUCAACCUUACUACCGUACUCAGAAACAUUUAAUGGUUACUUAACCCAGUCCUUAGCAAUUGUUUUCGGAACAAAAUCGUUACUAAGGAACAGGUUAAUUAAUCAUUAAAUGUCUCUGAGUGCGGUAUUUGUUUGUUUUGGUGUCUUUAGCAUGGUAGCUGUUGUGAUCAGUUGGACGAUUAGUCGGGCGACUAUUGUGUCCUAAUGAUAGGGCCUUUAUGUUAUUUAAAGUGAAACUAAAUAUUUAUUAUUGUUAAUCCAGAUCUCUUUGCAGUUUAUGCUUUAAUGUAAUGUAUGAGUGCACAAAUUGUAUGCCUAAUGGUAUAAAUUCAGUUCUAUCACAUAGAUUCUAUUUAGAAAUAUUUCUUCCAAAUGCUUGGUUAUAUUUGAGAAAAUAUUUUAUAUUUUAGAUGAUAUAAUGACAGUUGCAAGUUAGCACAAAGUGUACCUACUCUUGUAUACCUAAUAAUCACAUGUAUGGAUCUAUUAUAUAAUAAUUAUGGCGCAAAUUACAUAGAUAGAAAUGAACUAUAGUACCAUUGUUAUAAAGAUUGUAUAUUUUAAGUGUUGAUGUGUACAUAAAGAAACUAUAAUAAUACGUCA
This is a messenger RNA of Spodoptera frugiperda (fall armyworm), 4215 nucleotides long. Its product is annotated as cationic amino acid transporter 4. Gene Ontology annotation, molecular function: amino acid transmembrane transporter activity. Gene Ontology annotation, cellular component: plasma membrane. The coding region runs from base 195 to 2219 and encodes 674 amino acids. The record is from RefSeq and is a predicted model, not a curated record. NCBI's taxonomy places the organism in Eukaryota, Metazoa, Arthropoda, Insecta, Lepidoptera, Noctuidae. The transcript has 8 exons. Gene Ontology annotation, biological process: amino acid transport; transmembrane transport.